This is a messenger RNA of Protobothrops mucrosquamatus (brown spotted pit viper), 12532 nucleotides long. It is a transcript of the gene HSPG2, whose product is annotated as heparan sulfate proteoglycan 2. Gene Ontology annotation, cellular component: cell-cell junction. Gene Ontology annotation, biological process: cell-cell adhesion. Gene Ontology annotation, molecular function: cell adhesion molecule binding; calcium ion binding. Bases 1 to 12459 code for a protein of 4152 amino acids. Lineage: Eukaryota; Metazoa; Chordata; Lepidosauria; Squamata; Viperidae. The transcript is spliced from 93 exons. The record is from RefSeq and is a predicted model, not a curated record.
AUGGCAGGGAUGGGAAUAGCCUUUCUCUGCAUUCGCAGAGGUGCUCAUCGGCCUGCAGCUGAACUGCGGGUCUGCAAGCGGGGGAGCCCCCGUUUGGUGGCUCAGGCCUCCAGCCGGCUGGACGAGGCCACGUUCCCAGAGGACACAGAAUCGGAGAGUACCCACUGGCUCCGGACGAGUUACGAUAGCACGUUUGACGAUGAGGAUCUCAUGGCUGGCGGCCCGUCCGGAGAUGAGAACGGCAGCGGAGAGAACGGCAGCGGGAUCACCUCGGUCGACUCCUCCCACGACCUCUUCUCCACAGGGCCCUCAUCCAGCGGGCGAUACCUGUGCCAGCUCUCCCGGCUUGGCCAAGGCCACUGGCUGCCCAGCUUAAAAGCGUCCCGGCGAAGCAGAGUCCCAAGUCCCAAGGCAGAUGCCGGCAGGGCUCGCCUGGAGAGUGGCAGCCUCGGGGCAUGGCUGGUGGCUCAGGCCUCCAGCCGGCUGGACGAGGCCACGUUCCCGGAGGACACAGAAUCGGAGAGUACCCACUGGCUCCGGAUGAGUUACGAUAGCACGUUUGACGAUGAGGAUCUCAUGGCUGGCGGCCCGUCCGGAGAUGAGAACGGCAGCGGAGAGAACGGCAGCGGGACCACCUCGGUCGACUCCUCCCACGACCUCUUCUCCACAGUGGGCGAGGUCAGUGCCCGACCACAGGCGACCCACAGGGCCUUGGUAAUGGGAAGCCCUGGAGGAAGCCGGGCGGCUGUGGUGGCUUUCCCGGGCCCAGACUGCGGAGGCCGGCACCUGACGCAGGCCGGCCUGCGGGCCUUCUCCCACCCCAUCCCUGGAGCGGAGUUUGGCCAUCCAGUUUUGCAGCUGGGUCUGGAAUCUGCCGCUGGCUGGGCCUCUCCGCAGGCUGUGAAAACCGGGGUCUACUUCCGGGCUCAGGUGAACUUCACCCAUUCCCUCGAGUACAGCCCCCGCCUGGAAGAUGUCAACUCGGAGGCCUUCCUGGAGGUGUCCGAAGCGGUGGUGGAUACGCUGGAAUCUGAAUACAUCAAGAUCCCCGGCGAGCAGUCGGUCAGCGUGGUUUUUAUCAAGGAGGUUGACGGCUACAUCUUCGUGGAGCUGGACGUGGGAUCCGAGGGGAACGCGAACGACCGGCAGAUCCGCGAGGUGCUCUUCUCCGUGGUGGACAGCGGGUCCAUCGCCUCCUACCGCACCUCCCGGAAGGGAUUCCAGUUCCGGCGCCUGGGAGCAGUCACCCCAGAGAUCCGGCCUUGCACGGCGGAGGAGUUCACUUGCCUGAACGGAGAAUGCAUCGCCAGCGAGUUCUUCUGCGACCGGCGGCCGGAUUGCCGCGACAUGUCGGACGAGCUGGACUGCGAACCUGAGAGGCCUUUGGGCCCCGCCUCCUCCCCGUCGCCCAGCACCGCCCGGAUCCCUGCCACCACGUCCCCCAUCACCACCCGCCGGGUACCAGUCACCAAGCCCCCACUGGGGCCCGGGUUCCACUCCUGCCGGAAAGACGAGGCCGUGUGCUCCAACGGGCAAUGCAUCCGCCGGGACUAUCUGUGUGAUGGCGAGCGGGACUGCCCGGAUGGCAGUGACGAACAGAACUGCGGCACUCCCUCACCCUGCGAACCCAAUGAGUUCCGAUGCCGGAACGGGCACUGCGCCCUCACGCUUUGGCGCUGCGACGGGGACAAUGACUGCGCCGACGGCUCUGACGAGCUGGACUGCCCCACCAAGGCCCCUGGAGACACCUGUGGCCCCGACCAGUUUGUCUGCCUCUCCAGCCACACCUGCAUCCCGGCCAGCUACCAGUGCGAUGACGAGGCCGACUGCCAGGACCGCUCGGACGAGAUUGGUUGCAUCCCUCCACAGGUCAUCACUCCCCCGGAGGAGUUCAUCCAGGCUGCCUCAGGGGAUACCAUUCGCUUCACCUGUGUGGCCGUGGGCGUGCCGACCCCCCUCAUCUCCUGGAGGCUCAACUGGGGCCAUAUCCCCAGCAGCCGCAGGGUGAGCUUCACCAGCGAGAACGGCCGGGGGACGCUGGUCAUCCAGGAUGUCAAGGAGGCCGACCAGGGGGCUUACACCUGCGAGGCUAUCAACGCCCGGGGAAUGGUCUUUGGCAUCCCGGACGGUGUGUUGAGCGUCACGCCCAGCCGAGGGCCCUGCCCCGAGAGGCACUUUCACGUUGAAGGGACCGGUCAGUGCUUGCCCUGUUUCUGCUUCGGGGUCGCCAAAUCGUGCCGCAGCACCGGCCGCUACCGUCAACAAAUCCACCUCCGGUUCGAUGAACACAACAAUUUCAAAGGGGUGAACGUGACCUCCCUCGAUCAACCCGGGACGCCUCCCCUGGCCUCGACGCAGAUGCAGAUCGAGCCCGGCGUGCAGGAGUUCCGGCUGGUCGAUCUCUCUCGGCACUUCCUCACGCACGAUGCCUUCUGGACCCUCCCCAAGCAGUUCCUGGGGAACAAGGUGGAUUCCUACGGAGGCUCCCUCCAGUUCACGGUGCGCUACCACCUGGGCCGAGGCCAGUCGGAGCCCGUCCCGAAGCCGGACGUGGUCAUCGUGGGCAACGGGCAGAAGCUGUUUUACCGGCUGCACACGCCCCCCGACCCCUUUGUGGCCAACCGGCGCCAGGUCCAUUUCACGGAGGAGAACUGGCAGAAGGAGUCCGGGGAGCCCGUGAGCCGAGAGGAGCUGCUCCUUGCCCUGCAGAACCUGGAGGCCCUCAUGAUCCAGACGGUUUAUGAUAACCGGAUGGCCACCGUGGGACUGAGCAACAUCGUCAUGGACACCACCACCACGGAGGUCACCGGCCUGGGUGUGGCGCAUCACGUCGAGGAGUGCAGGUGCCCCGUGGGCUACUCUGGCCUGUCCUGUGAGCGGUGCGAGCCUCACUUCAAGCGAGUGCCCAGCGGCCCUUACCUGGGCAUCUGUUCCGGCUGCAGCUGCCACGGCCACUCCACCUCCUGCGACCCCUUCUCUGGCUACUGCCUGAACUGCCAGCACAACACUGAAGGGCCGCGGUGCGACAAAUGCAAGCUGGGCUUCUUCGGCGAUGCCACCCAGGCCAGCCCAGCAGCGUGCCGGCCUUGCCCGUGCCCGUACACUGAAGCUCCACGCAGGUUCUCCAACUCGUGCUUCUUGGAUACGGACAGACAGGCGACCUGCGACGCCUGCCUCCCAGGCUACACGGGACGCCGCUGCGAAAGGUGUGCUCCUGGCUAUGAAGGCAACCCCAUCCAGCCGGGCGGGAAGUGCGUGCUGAUUGGAGGAGAUGGAAUCCCGCCUCCAGGGAAGGAUUUACCCUGCGACGAGCGAGGGGGCAGGAAGGCCUCGGAUGGGGGCUGCCGGUGCAAGCCCAAUGUCCAGGGCGCGUCGUGCAGCGAGUGUGUCACGGGCAGCUUCCACUUGAGCCACGGGAACCCCGAUGGCUGCCUCCGCUGUUUCUGCAUGGGGGUCUCCCGCCAGUGUGCCAGCUCAUCCUGGAACAGAGAUCAGGUGCAGCUGGCACAGGAGGAUGCCCAGAGGGGGCAGUUCACCCUCGCCAACUUGGCCAACACCCGGACGGUCAGCGAGGGCAUCCGCUUCGUUGGGGGCUCGGAGCUCUCCUUCUCUUCCUUCCACAUUCUGCCACGGGACGUUUACUACUGGGUGCUGCCCGAGAGCUUCAAGGGAGACAAGGUGACCUCGUACGGCGGAGAGCUGCGCUACACCAUCACCCACCACGCCUUGCCCGGCUCCCCUCUGCUGCGCGGCCAGCCCGACGUUCUGCUGCAAGGAAACGGCAUUUUCCUGGAACACGUGGCGACCAGCGCCCCCCUGCCUGGGGAGCCGACCACCUUUGCGGUGUCCUUCCGGGAGCAAGCCUGGCACCGUGCCGAUGGGCAGAACGCCACCCGGCAGCACCUCCUGAUGGCGCUGGCUGACAUCGAUGUUUUCAUGAUCCGGGCCUCCUACGCCGAGCGACCUUCUGAGAGCAGGAUCUCUGACAUCCACAUGGAUGUGGCAGUGCCACACACCACGGGCCUGAACCCAGCCCCAGAGGUGGAGGAAUGCACCUGCCCGCCCGGGUACCGAGGGCCAUCCUGCCAGGACUGCGACGUUGGGUACACACGUAGCACCAGCGGCCUCUACCUGGGCACCUGCGAGCCCUGCGGUUGCAACCGGCAUGCAACCGAGUGCGACACGGAGACGGGAGAGUGCCAGGGCUGCCAGCACCACACUGAAGGGCUCCAUUGCGAACGCUGCCAACCUGGAUUCUACGGGGACGCCCGCCGCGGGACGCCCAGGGACUGCCAGCCGUGCCCCUGCCACGGGCCACCUUCAGCCAUCCAACAAACCUGGACCUGCUUUGUGGAUGCAGACGGAGGGCCAACCUGUGACUCCUGUUCCCCGGGCUACAUCGGGCGCCAGUGUGAACGGUGUGCUUCUGGCUACGUUGGGAACCCGAGUCAGGGUCAACCCUGCACAGAUUCCGACUCCCGGUGCCAGUGCCACCCGCACGGCAGCAUCAGCAGCCGGUGUGAUGCCAACAGGCAGUGCCAGUGUAAGGACCACGUGGAGGGCUUAUCCUGCGACCGCUGCCGCCUUCAUCACUUCCACCUGAGUGCGGAGAACCCCCUGGGCUGCCUGCCCUGCUUCUGCAUGGGGGUCACCCAGCAGUGCACCAGCUCGUCCUACCACCGGGACGUGAUCGCUACCUCCUUCCAUCCCGGAGACUUCCAGGGCUUCGCGCUGGUCAACCGACAGCGCAGCAUCCGCCUUCUGACCGGCUUUGCAGUGGAGGAGUCCCCCAGGGGCCCUCAGCUCUCCUACGGCCAAUUUGGGGAGCUGGGCCAGGAGUCCUAUUACUGGCAGCUGCCGGAGGCCUACCUGGGAGACAAGGUGAGUCCAGGUGGGAGGGGGGAGACCUAUUAUGCCCGGAUGCGUCGUGCCCACAAGAAUUCCACAUCCCUCUCGGAGCAGCAGCUGCGGAAGGAGGUGGCCGCGGGGUGGAUCCCCAGCCCUCUGGCCCUCCAGAGCAGGGGCAGGCGAGCUGCUCAGGCCCAGGAAACUCAGCUGAGACAGGAUGCUGACAUCUGGGAGAUGCUUUCCCGCCUUGCAGCAGAAGGCAGCCCCCCCACAUCUUCCCCACCCGCCAAACUGCGGAGGCCCCCUGUGGCCCGCAGAGGCCCCCUGCACCCUCCCCGCUCGGCUGCUCCCCCAGGGAUGGUGCUGCACUUCGCCAGCGUCCAGCCCUCGGAGGCCGGCGUCUACAUCUGCACCUGCCGGAACCCCCAGUUCACCAACUCCAGCCGCAGCGAGGUGAUCGUCACAGAAGGCCCCAGCAAGGCCAUCUCCGUGACGGUGGAAGAGCAGAAGCUGCAGAACGUGAAGCCCGGCAGCGAUGUCACCUUUCUCUGCACGGCCAGGAGCAAAUCUCCUGCCUACACGCUGGUGUGGACCCGGCAGAACAACGGGAAGCUGCCCAGCCGUGCCAUGGACUUCAACGGCAUCCUGACCAUACGCAACGUGCAGCCGGAGGAUGCCGGCAUCUACGUCUGCACGGGCUCCAACAUGUUUGACAUGGACGAGGGGACGGCCACCCUCUACGUGCAAGGAGGACCCGGAGGCGUGAUCCCUCCCAAGGCCGUUAUCCAGGGUGGGAUCCUGCGCUUCCCUGCGGUUGAGCCUGCCGACGAGUCCCAGUACCUGUGCCGAGUGCGAAACAGUGUUGGGCAGCAUGUGGCCCGAGCUUUCCUGCAGGUGCAAAGUACCAGUGUCCCCCAAGUGCAGGUGAGCCCCGAGCGGACAGAGGUGCAGGAAGGCAGCACCGUCAGACUGUACUGCCGGGCGGCGGGCUCCCCAGCGGCCACCAUCACCUGGGAGAAAGAGGGCGGCAGCUUGCCUCCACAGUCCCACUCGGAGAGAACGGACAUCUCCACCCUGGUGAUUCCCUCCAUCACGGCCGCCGACGGAGGGGUGUACCUAUGCGUGGGCAGCAGCCCGAUGGGAGUCGGCAGAGCCCGCAUUGAAGUGGUGGUCAUUCGGGCGCGCGGCGUCUCGCCCACCGUCAAGAUCGAAGCUUCCUCUUCUUCGGUCACAGAAGGCCAGUCCUUGGACUUGAACUGCGUGGUGGCCGGCCACCCUACAGCCUCUGUCACCUGGUACCGGCGGGGAGGGGCCCUGCCAGCCAACCACCAGAUCCAUGGGGCCCUCCUGCGAAUCUUGGAGGUCUCUGCCGCUGACUCCGGGGAAUACGUCUGCCGCGUCAGCAACGGAGCUGGCCCGAAGGAAGCCUCCAUCAAGGUGACCAUCUCCCAGGGUAAGGCCAAAGGCCCCACACCUCGGCAUGGGGAGGACAGGCCGUCCCCAGUCAGGAUCGACUCUGCCUCCUCGUCCAUCACCGAGGGUCAGGCUUUGGACCUCACCUGCCAGGUCACGGGCCUCUCGCAGCCCAGGGUCACUUGGUACAAGCGGGAAGGGGCCCUCCCGGCUAAUCGCAAGAUUUCUGGGCUCCAUUUGAGGAUUCUGAAGGCCACGGCAGCGGACUCGGGCGAAUAUGUGUGUCGGGUGACGGACGGUGACAGCGGCAUGGUUCAAGAGGCCUCCAAAGUCAUCACCGUGCACAGCAGCUCCCAAACCUUGGGAGGAGUCGGACCCCCGCUAUGGAUUGAGCCUUCGUCACCCUCCAUCGUCCAAGGAGAAGCUUUGGACUUGAACUGCGUUGUGGCCAGCCAAACUAGCGCCACCAUCACCUGGUACAAACGAGGCGGAUCCUUGCCAGCCGGCCACCAGGUCUCCGGUUCCCACCUGCGCAUCGCCCGGCUCUCCCCGGCUGACCUUGGGGAAUACGUCUGCCGCGUCAGCCUGGGUUCCCUCACCCGAGAAGCUUCCGUCCUCGUCUCCCGCGCCCGCUCCUCCUCCAGUAGGUCCUUUGGCGUGGCUCCUCCCGUGAGGAUCGAGGCCUCGUCAGCCGUCAUCGCUGAGGGACAAACGCUGGAGCUGGACUGCGUGGUUUCCCGCCUGGAGCAAGCCAUGGUUACCUGGUACAGACGGGGUGAAGCCCUGCCAGCCCAUCACCAGGCCUCGGGAACUCGCCUGCGGCUGGUCAAGGUCUCUCCCGCUGACUCUGGAGAGUACGUAUGCCGGGUCAGCUCCGAUGCUGCCAGCCACGAAGUCUCCGUCUUGGUCACUGUCCAGCAGCAGGAGGGCAGCCCUGUUUUCCCCUCCGGGGUGAUCCCCCCCGUCCAGAUCGAGUCCUCCUUCACCUCGCCCUCCGAGGGCCACAUCUUGGACCUCAAAUGCAUCGUGGCCGCCUCCGUGCCGCAGGCGAAAGUCACCUGGUAUAAGCGAGGAGCGGCUCUUCCUGCCGGCCACCAGGUCUCCGGCUUCGUCCUGCGCAUCCCCCAGGCUUCGCCAGCUGACUCUGGGGAGUACGUCUGCCGCGUCAGCCACGGCUCAGCCGUUCACGAGGCCUCACUGCUGGUGACCAUCAAGGGCGAAACGGGCUCCUACUUUGUGGGCGUCACUCCCCCGAUCAGGAUUGAGACCUCCUCCACAGCCAUCUCGGAGGGGCAGACUUUGGACCUGAACUGCCUGGUGGCCGGCCAGUCCCAAGCCAGGGUCAUGUGGUACAAGCGCGAGGGCGCCCUGCCCGUCCACAGUCAGAUUUUCGGAACCCGCCUCCGGAUCUCACAGGUUUCGGCGGCCGAUUCGGGCGAAUACGUCUGCUACGUGAACGACGGCACCAGCCGACUGGAGACGUCCAUCAUCGUGUCCAUUCCCAGCAGCUCGGGUGGCCCACACAGUAGGUGCCCGGGAAUGAUUCCGCCGGUGCGGAUCGAAUCCUCCUCUUCCUCCCUCGCCGAGGGGCAGACCUUGGAGCUGAACUGCCUCGUGACUGGCCAGACACACCCCAAAAUCACCUGGUUCAAGAGAGGGGGACCCCUCCCCCCCAACCACCAGGUCUCGGGCACUCGCCUCCGCAUCCCGCAGGUCUCCUCUGCCCACUCGGGCGAGUACGUCUGCCGCGUCAGCAGCCCCACCGCCAUCCAGGAGGCGGUGUUGUUGGUCACCAUCCAGGAUAGCGAGAGCCCCUCCCACCGGCCUGCCCCAGCCCUGAGGAUUGAGGCGUCCUCCCCCUCCGCCGUGGAAGGAGGGACCCUGGAUCUGUCGUGCGUUGCGCCAAGCCAGCCCCAGGCCACGUUCACCUGGUAUCGGCGAGAGGGCCAGCUGCCAGCGGGUCACCAGGUCUCCAACACCCACUUGCGGCUGGUCCAACUCACCCCCGCCGACUCCGGCGAAUACGUGUGCCGCGUGAGUGCAGGCAGUGUCCCGCAGGAAGCCUCUUUCGUGGUCUCUGUCGUGGCUAACACCAGUCCUACUUCCCGUCUUCAGAGCCCCAUCAUCUCCAUCGAGCCCCACAGCGUGCUGGUGCGCGGAGGGGAAGAGGUUUCCUUCAGCUGUCACAUCCACAAAGGCACCCCGCCCCUGGAGAUCACCUGGAAGCUGCCCAACGACCAGCUGCUAGAUAACGUGAGGAUCAGCCCUAACGGCUCUGCCAUCACCAUCUCCAACGCCCGUCCGGAAAACCACGGGGCCUACCGCUGCGUGGUCUCCAACCGGUUUGGGAUUGCCAACAGCCUGGUCAACGUCAUGGUCCAAGGGCUGCCUACCAUCUCAGUGGUGCCGAAGGGCCCCCUGCAGCUCAAGGUGGGCAAGUCCAUCAGCGUGGACUGCCUGGCGGCCGGAGACCCCCGGGCUGUAGUGCGCUGGACCAAGCUGGGAGCCUGGAGGAAGCUGGAGAACCAGAGGCUGCUACCGCUGGAGAGCCGAGCUGUGCUACAGAUCUCCUCCGCAAAGCUGGGGGAUGCCGGCACCUACGUGUGCGUGGCCCAGAACUCCGUGGGCACCACGGAGGUCCAGGUGGACGUGAGCGUGGAGGCGGUGCACGGCAGGAGAGGAGUCCCCGAAAUCCACGUGACUCCGACCCAGACAGUGCAGGCUGGACAGACGGCUCGGCUCCAUUGCUCUGCCACCGGUGACCCGGCACCCACCAUCCAGUGGUCCAAGCUGCGGGCUCCGUUGCCCUGGCAGCAUCAAGUGGUGAACGACACCCUCAUCAUCCCCCGGGUGGCCCAGCAGGACUCGGGCCAGUACAUCUGCAACGCCAGCAACUCUGCGGGGUUCACCGAAGCCUUCGUGGUGCUGGACGUGGAGAUACCACCCUACGCCACCAGUCUUCCCAACCGAGCAGUGGUGCAGGAGGGCGAGGCGGUGCAGCUGCAGUGCCUGGCCCACGGCACGCCCCCCCUGCGCUACCAGUGGACCAAGGUGAACGGCAGCCUCCCCGGACGGGCUACGGUACGAGACGGGGUCCUGCACUUCAGCCAGGCCGGACACCGGGAUUCCGGCACCUACCGCUGCCACGUCAGCAACCGGGUGGGCUCCGCUGAGGCUUUGGCCCAGGUCUAUGUGCAAGGUCCUCCUCCCUCUUCUCCUCCCUCCUCCCUCCCUGCUGGUGGGCCCCUCUCCGUUCAGGUCACCCCUCAGAGCGACACCAAAGCCGUGGGUGCCACAGCAGAGUUUGUCUGCUCCGUUUCCGGGGAUCCUGGGGCGCAGAUCGAGUGGUUCAAAGAGGGCGGGGAGCUGCCUCCCACUCACACCAUCCACAACGGAGUGCUGCGGAUUGAGAAGCUGGACCGAGAGUGCCAGGGGGUGUAUGUCUGUCGGGUCAGGAGUCCCUCUGGCCAGGCCCAGGAGAGGGUCAGCCUGACUGUCCGGGCCCUCCCCAAAGUGAUGAUCAACAUCCGGACGUCGGUGCAGACCGUCCUAGUGGGCAGUGCCGUGGAGUUUGAGUGCUUGGCCUUCGGGGACCCCAAGCCGGACAUCACCUGGAGCAAAGUGGGCGGGCAGCUGCGCCCGGGCGUGCUGGCCAGCGGAGGCCUGGUGAAGAUCGAACGGGUGGAGCAGGCCGACGCGGGAAAGUACCGCUGCACGGCCACCAACAACGUCGGCACCGUCCAGUCCCACGUCAUCCUGCACGUCCAGUCUUCCCCCCAAGUGGCCGGCCAGCCGGAAGUGAAGGAGGUUUCUGCGGGCUCCACCGUGGUUUUCCCUUGCUCGGCCUCCGGGUUCCCCGUCCCGGAAAUCAAGUGGACCAAGCUGGAAGGGGAGCUGCCCCGGCAUGCCCACCUGGAGGACCACAGCCUGACUAUCCCCUCGGCUCGCCCGGAGGACACAGGCGUCUACGUGUGCACGGCAUCUAACCGGCAGGGGAAGGGGACGGCCUUCUCCAUGCUCAAAGUGCGAGAGCGGGUGGUGCCCUAUUUUACCCAGAAUCCUCGCUCCUACCUGGUCCUGCCCACCAUGAAGGAUGCCUACCGGGUGUUCGCCCUGGAGAUCACCUUCCGCCCCGAUACCCCGGAUGGGAUGUUGGUGUACAACGGUCAGAAAAAGGACACGGGCAGCGACUUCCUCUCCUUUGGGCUGGUGGGGGGCCGCCCAGAACUCAGGUUCGAUGCCGGUUCCGGCAUGGCCACCAUCCGGCACCCUUCGGUCCUCAAGCUGGGCGAGUUCCACACCGUCCGUCUCUAUCGCAACCUGACCCAGGGCUCCCUGGUGGUGGAGGGCCAGCCCCCCGUCAACGGCAGCUCCCAGGGCAGGUUUCAAGGCCUGGAUCUCAACGAGGAGCUCUACCUGGGCGGGUACCCCAAUUACGCGGCCAUCGCCAAAACCGGCCUCGGCAGUGGAUUUGUGGGAUGCGUGCGCCAGCUGAUCAUCCAAGGGAAGGAAGUGAUCUUCAAGGAUUUUGACCUGCAAGCCCACGGAGUCUCCCACUGCCCCACCUGCCAGGACCGACCAUGCCAGAACGGAGGGGUCUGCAGAGACUCGGACAGCAGCAGCUACAUAUGUGAGUGUCCCCAGGGGUUCGCCGGCAGCAACUGCGAGCACCCCCAGGCCCUGCGCUGCCACCCAGAGGCCUGUGGGCCCGACGCCACCUGCGUGAACCAAGCCUCCGGAGAGGGCUACACCUGCCGUUGCCUCUUGGGCCGACACGGGAGGAAGUGCACGGCGGGCCUCACGGUGACCACCCCCCACUUCCCGGGUGGGGACGCUUUCAUCUCCUACCCGACCCUCACCAGAAACCCCUACGAGCUGCGCCUGGAGGUCGAGGUCAAGCCGCUCUCCCCCAACGGCCUCCUCCUGUUCAACGGGGGCGACGGGAGCCCCGUGGCCGACUUCGUCGCGCUCAACAUGGCCAACGGGCACCUGGAGUUCCGCUACGAACUGGGCUCAGGUACCGCCGUGCUCCGGAGCCACAAGCCCCUGGCCCUGGGGCAGUGGCACAAGGUGGCGGCCGAGCGCCUGAACAAAGACGGCACCCUGCAGGUGGAUGAGGAGCGGCCCGUCAAGAGGUCGUCCCCCGGGAAGAGUCAGGGCCUCAACCUGCGCACCUCUCUCUACCUGGGAGGGGUGGAGGGCUCGGUCAAGCUCCCGGCAGCCGCCAACAUCUCCAGCCACUUCCAGGGGUGCAUCGGAGAGUUUUCGGUCAACGGGAAAAAGGUGGACAUUUCCUACAGCUUCCUGGAGAGUCGCGGCAUCUCGCAGUGCACCGACAGCUCCCCUUGCGACCGCAGGCCCUGCCAGCACGGCGGCCAGUGCUUGCUCACAGGGGAGUACGAGUUCCAGUGCCUAUGUCCGGACGGCUUCACGGGAGAACGCUGCCAGGUGUCCGAGGUCCAUUGCCAGCUCCACCAUCCCUGCCUCAAUGGGGGCACCUGCCAGGGCACCACCUGUCUCUGUCUCAGGGGCUUCUCGGGGCUGUACUGCGAACACGACGCAGGGCAGCACCACCUGAAGGCCGAAUGGCCAGAAGGCAGCGGAGGAAAUGACGCUCCUGGACAGUACGGGGCCUAUUUCUGCAACGGGGGCUACGUGGCCCUGCCCAAACACGCUUUCCCCAGGAGUCUUCCCGAAUCGCCGGAAACCAUUGAGCUGGAAGUGCGCACCAACUCCGCCGAGGGUCUGCUUUUCUGGCAGGGGGUGGAGGAAGGAGAACCAGGCAAAGGAAAGGAUUUCAUUAGCCUCGGGCUGAAGGAGGGGCACCUGCUGUUCAGUUACCAGCUGGGAAGCGGAGAGGCCAACAUCCGCUCCGAAGACCCCCUGGACGAUGGGGAGUGGCACCGGGUGACCGCUAUCCGGGAAGGGAAAAGAGGCUUCCUCCAGGUGGACGGAGAGGAGGCGGUGACCGGAGAAUCGUCCGGCCGGAAUGUCAUGGUCAACGCCAAAGGCCGGAUCUAUAUAGGAGGCGCCCCUGACAUCGAGACCCUCACGGACGGGAAGUACACCUCGGGAAUCACCGGCUGCAUCAAACACGUGGUGCUAGCCAACGCCCGGCCGGGCCAGGAGCCCCGGCAGCCGGUAGACCUGCAGCAUCAGGCGGAAAUGGCCCUGAACAUUCAGGAGUGCCCCUCAUAGGGGAGGCCCCCCCUUUGCUCUUCGUUGCCGUCGCCGGGCCAAGGGAGAGACAUCUAUGCUGAUUAUCCUUAUU